This is a messenger RNA of Linum tenue, 645 nucleotides long. The record is from the annotation of a GenBank genome assembly. Lineage: Eukaryota; Viridiplantae; Streptophyta; Magnoliopsida; Malpighiales; Linaceae.
AUGAGGAGGAGCUGCGUGCAGCUGGUGAUCACUUUCUCCCUCUUCUCUGUGCUGAUAUCCAUCUCUUGGGUUACUAGUGGUAUGGUUGCCAAGAGCUAUGUGUACAUAAAGUUCAAUCCUUUCUUCUCGUCCUUCUUCACGCAUACCUUGAAGAGGAAGUACAUGUUCUUGAUCUUCAAUGGCAUCCUUGCUUUCCUUGCCACUUCGGCGUCAUCAGAAACUACUUCAGCUUCUUCUUAUGCUCAUCAUCGUGAUGAGGGCAUGGUGGAGGAGGAGGGUUCAGCUGCGGUUCAUGAAGAUUGUGAUGAGAUUGAUGAUGGUUCUGAUGUGGAAGAAGGGGUUGUUCAUGAAGAAGUGGUUGUUCGUGAAGAGAAGAUGAUGAAGGUUCAAGGUGGGGAUUGUAGAAAUCAAUUUCAGCAACAAGGAGUAGAAAGAGUAGUAGAAGAAGAAGAAGUAGAGGAAGAACAAGAGGAGGAGGAGGAGGAAGAAGAAGGGUCAGAAUUGGAGGGAGAGGGAGGGAAUGGAUGUAGCACAGAGGAAAUGAACUCAAGGUUUGAUGAGUUGCUUAGGAAGAUGAAGGUAAGGAUGAUGUCUGAAUCCAAACAGCAGAAGCUGCUGCUGCAGAAGCUCAUACCCUUUAUCUAG